AUGCAGGCGGAGCGGGGCGGCAGCCGGCCCCGCAGGGAAGGGGCCCGGCACGGCCGGCGGCGCCCCAGCGGCGCGCCCGACACGGCGAAGGAAGGAGGCGGCGGGGACGGCCACGGGCGCGGAGGAGGCGGGGGCCGGGGAAGAGGCGGCGCUUACGGGCACCGAGGAGGCGGGGGCCGGGGCAGGCGAGAGCCCCGAGGUCGCGGGGCAGCGCCAUCGCCUAGCGCCCAGCAGCACCGGCGGGUAGAGGAGGAUGAUGAUACUGAAUCACCACAUGAAGAAGAGAAGGAAGAAGUGAAAUGCUAUUCAAGAAGAAAGGUAUUUUCUAACUGGAGCCGCUAUGAGGAUACAGAAAAAGAGGGACAGAAUGAAGCUGGGGAGUCACAGAGAGGAACAGACUUCAGUGUUUUGCUUAGCUCAGCAGGAGAUUCCUUUACACAGUUUCGGUUUGCUGAUGAGAAAGAAUGGGAUAAAGAAAGUAUAUGCCAUAAGCAGUUCUCUGCACUUUCUGUUGACUGCCAGUCUUUGGUCCAGGCCCUUCAGGAAUUGCCUCUACAUCUAAGGCUGAAUAUAGCUGCUGACCUUGUGCAGGCAUCAACACCUCUAGAGAUCCCACAGAUGAAAUCUAAAAUUUUUGAGGAUGGGAAGAAGAGAGAGCAGCUGUUCCGACAGUCUCUGGCUCAGAGUGAAACCGGGCUGGUCUCCCAUCCUGUUGGUAAUUCUGUUGCUCCAUCAGAACCUGGGAGUAAAAAUGGCUCUCAGGCAAAUGCAAGAGAAUCAUUUCAAAGAGUCCAUCCACUAUCAAGUCAGGACACUGACCAUUUGGAUGAAGAACUAGAUCUUCUCCUGAAUCUAGAGGCUCCCAUUAAUACAGAAAGUGGACCUGUGUCAGGUACAUUAUCCUGCAGCGUAUCAACUGAGAAAGAUUUGAAAAUGGAUUAUAAGGAAAAUGAGCCUUUAAAAGUAGAUAUGCCUGAAGAGAAGAGCACAUCAUCACAACAGCAGCAAAAUACAUCCAAAGAUGUUACUGAAGAAGAGCUUGAAGAUUGGCUGGACAGCAUGAUCGCCUGAAGCUCAAAUUUCCUCAUAUGAAUAAUUGAAUAUAGCAAACAUUAUGUAGAAACUUGAAUCUUUCUUUAUCACCUUGUUAUUUCCUUUUUCUGUCUGCCAAAUGCCUGUUUUUCUAUGCUGGCACUUAAAAUUUUGUGCAACCAAAAUGAAUUUAGAUAAGAUUGAAAAAUUGUUGAAGACUAAUGAUAUUAUUAGAAAGGUCUAAAAUUUGUGAUGAAGUUAGAGUUUUCUUUGCUAAAGAAGCAGGCUACGGUGCAGAAAUAAACAGUUAUUUCAGCUUGUACUUGCUCUAUGUAGUCCUUAAAAUAAAGCUGUGGAUGAACAAUGAAUAUAUGUGUUUUUAGUUACCAUUGUCAAAAAACUCCAUAUUGUAGAAAAGUGGGAAAGAUGACAGCAACGGUUAUAUUUGGUUUAUAAUACUUUAUUGCAGUGGGCACUUUUUAUUAGAAGAAAAAAAAAAGCAUAAUCCUAGCAACUUCUACUUGCAGGUGACCGUAGAGCAUUGUUUUAUUUUGGCCUAAGAUUUAAAUUGUGUUCAUUUUGAUACAGUGUAUAUCUUUUAACAGCAGCAUCUAAUAAGCUGUUAUUGAAGGUAGUAUAUAAACAAACUUUAAGUGCAAUUUGAUACAGAAAGACAGAAAAGCAAUAGAGUUAAUGGGUCUGUUCAUCUAGAACACUAACAAAAAGUUUGCAUAGCUAUGUCUACAGAGGUUUUAAGGCACUUUAAUGUUUCAAGGUUGACAAAGUGUUUGAAAAUGAUUUCUUUUUAACUGCUUAAAGCUUUUCAAACUGUAUCUUGAUACAUUCACUAGCAAAUUCUCUGGGGAAAAACUGGACAGCAGUUAGUUGAACUAUUUUUUCUGAGGUACAGUCUCUGAUGUUCAAGUUCUUCCAUGUCAGAUGUGCAAUUAAGAUGCCUUUUAGCCCUUUCAACUGUACUGCCAAACACCAGGUUAAUGAUGUAGUCAAAAAGUUGUUAUAAUUUUAGGCCAUAUUUGAACUGGAAGGCUUAAGUUAAUCUGGCAUAGUUUUUUUGCUAAUUAAAAUUCCAACAAAAGACCUGUUUCAAAAAGCCUCUGAAAUAGUGUCAAAUUUUAUGUGUGUCUUGAACUUUGAAGACAUUUAAAGCAAAUACAAGUUGUGAAAUUAUGCUGUGAAAAGAACAGAUUUUUUUUUUUUUUUUUUUUUGUAUAGUGGAUCUUAGCAGUUCAUGAAUAAAUCAUUUCUUUUGUGAUAUUAACCAAGCUGAUCCUCAUACUGUUUUCGGAAGCAGUCCCCUGCCGGGAAGAAAUCCCAACAUCUUUCUUGGUACAUCUUCCACACAAAUGAUUCCUGAAAAUGAGAACGAGUAUUUAUUUUACCAGUCACUGUGCAGUUAGUGCUGUAGAUAAACGUUUAACAAUAAACACAUAUUGUGCCUGCUACCAUGGAGUAGAAUUGGAGCUGGAACUCAAAAUAUUGUAACUCAAUAAUGUUUAUAAGAGUUGUAUACUUCUCUUAAUUCAGUACUACUGAAAUUUAAGCUCUAUUUAUAAAAUAUCAAAGUAUAAAUUAAUCAAUCCCUUUAUAUCAGAACAAACCUGUUGACAAAUUUGUAUAUAAGCAAAUGUGUUUUCCUUUGAAUGGAAAACAAAGGUACUUCUGUAGCAUUUGCCUAAGACCUUCUUAUUAGUGAGAAGAUAUAAUUAACUUCUAGUUAUGUUCUUAUUUAUUUACCUUUAGGGCCUAACAAUGCUAAUAUAUGGUCACCCAAAUGCCUAUCUAUCUACACAUAUAUAUAGAUUUUGACUAUCAAUAUAGUAGCUUAACUCCUUAAUCCUCUUGGCAAUAAACUACACCUGGUGCAUUUGACAUUUUCUUUUCAGAGAUAAGAUGACAGUAAGAUUACUACUAACUGACUUCUGACAGAGUUCUCUGCAGUGAAGCAGUGCAGCAUUCCCCCCUCCCCUUUGUUUCAACCCUUCUUGUCUUUCACUGGCAGUAGCCUCUUGGGGAGAGUGGCAUCAUCCACACUUCUCAGUGGUACAUCAGUUCCACCUGCUGGUACACAGUUACAAGGCUUGAGAAGAUAAAAAUGUUGAAAGAUAAGCUUAAUGGUUUUUCUUAUUUUCUACUCACCUGACCAGUAUGUUCAGUUUCAUCCUUGUUGAUCAGAUACAUUAAGAAGAACCUGAAACAAGCACAUGAAGUGGGAAUUAAUGGAGGAAACAUGAUCUCUCUGCCUGAUCUUUUCUAGUCUGGGGUAUGUGUGGAAGAUAAUGCUGACCAGCAAAGCAAUGACACUACUAGGCAUCUAAAGUGCUUAAUUUAAGGGAGAAAAUUCUGUCCUGAAGCAUGUCUCCUGUGAAAGUGCCAGCAGAUAAAAGAUCUGUAGAAGUAGAAAAAUGCAAUUUAGCAUUUUCUUCAUUUCAGUGUGAGGAGCAAUACCUGAAUUAGAUAUAUGCCAAAUUCUGAGCACAUAUGCUCCAACAUGUCACCUUGGAAGAGGUUACUAUGGCUACUGCAUGAGGAGUGUGCUAAAUACUGAGCUGCACCAGGAGUUCUGAGCAUUGCUGCUAUACAGCUCAGAGGCUGAGCCUAUCCUUCCCCAACACCUGAGCUCAGUCAAAUGUUGAGAGCUUCAACUAAUUAGGAAGACUGUAGAAAGUCAACUGUGGUCUGUUUAGAGGUAAUACUAGUCCUGAUUGGUCAGUUUCGGUGCAGGGAAUUUGGAAUGAUGCUAUGUGCUUUCAUUGUGAAGGAAGGAAAGGACACUGAUUUUAACAGUUGUCUAAUUAGACGGUAACCUGGAUAAGAAGAUGUUCACUAUAUAUUCUGUUAUGAAGAAAAUGGCCAUUUUUGAUUUACAAUGAAUUAGAGGUUCCCAUGUAAUAACUAAGCAAUUUGAUACAGUAAGAAAAGCUUGGAUGUUGUAGACUAGUAAAACUAGAAGAAGUUCAGAUGCACUAUUCCAAAGCCAGACUGCUAUAAGAUUUCACCAGUUUCUCCUUUCAUUCUACUGGUGCAAUUCUUGUAUAAUUAAUUAUCUUUGUUGUAUGAGUAACUAAUGCAACAAGAAUAACUUUUUAAAUAUCCUCUUACUAAUGAAGUACUAAUAUCCUCAUUUACUAAUGAAAGUGGAAGAGCACUCUCUUGGGAGUUUGAUGUAGUCUAAACAUGUACAGCUCCUGAGUGCUUCAAGGUUUCAAAAUGCUCCACUGUCACUAAAGAACUAUAGAAAUGGAGUUAAUUAUUUUUUGGACCUUAUCUUUGAAGUACUUUCUACAAGUGCCUUUAUUUGCUUUGUUUUGGGUUUGGUUUUUUUUUUUUCAUUGAAGCCAGUUUUCUCUGGUCUCAUCAGCAUUACUAAGCCACCAGCAUUCACAACCAAAACUUCCAAACUAAAGCAACUUAUUAAACUGUUCCCUAUCCUUCCCCAUAUCUGGCUUUCCUACCAGCAGAGUAAGGAGUUGAUGUGCCUUCUGGUCUUAUACUACUAAGGUACCUCAUGUGUAUGGUGAGCGCCUGAAAGGUAACCAUCAGUAUGGAAUAGAGGAGGGGAGACCCUAAAGGAGAGGAAAUAUUCCUCAGUUUUCUAGAAUUCUGGCUUGGGAUUUUCAGCAAUGUGUGCACCUAAAUGACACUACAUCUGAAAGGUCUCUUUAUCAUAAUUCCAAUUGUAAAAUGUACUUACAGAUAGUUUGCCAAGUUAUGUUCUUGCAAAGUAUGUGUUUCAAAGCCAUGUGGAGUUGUGUCAAAGUAGUCAUUGCCGAUUCCACAAAUAAAGCAUUUGGUCUGAAAGCAAAAGUUGUGGUUAUAGAUGAAUUUUAACUCAAAAACACUAAUUGGUGACAAUCUAGGUGAACAAGAGCAAUGAAAAAUGUAACGUGCUUCCUACCUCCAUGUCCUCCCUCACUUGUUCUUGCUGGUCUCUUAAUUCACCAAAAGCAUCAAUAAUCAGACCUGUUUCAAAUAGAAAAGUAGCAGUACUUCAGUACUUAGCAAUAUUCAUAUUGCAAGUAAUGUCAUUCCUCUAGAA
Messenger RNA from Camarhynchus parvulus, 5089 nucleotides. RefSeq names its product apoptosis and caspase activation inhibitor (gene AVEN). The transcript is spliced from 6 exons. Lineage: Eukaryota; Metazoa; Chordata; Aves; Passeriformes; Thraupidae. The record is from RefSeq and is a predicted model, not a curated record. Gene Ontology annotation, biological process: negative regulation of G2/M transition of mitotic cell cycle. Bases 1 to 1071 code for a protein of 356 amino acids.